Molecule: messenger RNA, 1380 nt
Organism: Fusarium sp. VM40
Lineage: Eukaryota; Fungi; Ascomycota; Sordariomycetes; Hypocreales; Nectriaceae
Source: the annotation of a GenBank genome assembly
AUGGAUCUGGCUUACGAUCACAUCACAGAGAAAGGCUACGCUAAGGAGACAGGAGAGCCAAAGACUGAACAACCCCAGUCAACACUGAAUGAGGACCUCCAGGACGCCUACAAGGCUUUCUCAAACAGUCCGUGGGGCUCCAGGAUUGGCGGGUUCUUUGGCAACGUUGUUAAGCAGGGCGAAUCAGUAUACACACAAGCCUCGAAGGAGUUGGCGGAAGUAGGCGAAGAUGCAUCAAAAGGACUCACAGGUCUUCGUUCAACUAUUCUGAGCCACACAAGGAAUCUUUCAAUCAAUACCAUCACUGCCGGCGAGAGCUCUAGGUCUGGGGAGAAUGAUCCGGCCACACCAAGGGCUUCUCAAGAUGGCUCAGCAGAAGCGAAACAGUCUGAGAAUACCCUUGCUCGUCUGAGAGCGGAAGCUGCAAAGAGAUUGAAAGACCUGCAGCGAGCCGAGGAAGCCGCUGAUGAUGCCCUCAUCAAGUUUGGUGGCAAUGUCCGAAACUUCCUUCGCGAUGCCAUCAGCAUUGCACCUCCACAGGAUUCUGAUCAAAGCGGCGCUGUUCUUUUCGAGAGUAAAGACGCUCAAGGAAAGCGUGUGAUUCAUACUUCGCGAUUCGAGGCCCAACUACACGUUAUCCACACAUCAAUUGAGAGCUUCACAAAAGACCCCAACAGUGCCGAUUAUGCGGCCUGGUCAAAGGAUUUUGAUGCUGAUAAGAAGACCCCUGAAAUCAAUGAUGAUCUACAGAAAUUCCCCGAUUUACGAGCCACUAUGGAGAAGCUGGUUCCCGACCAGGUUCCUUACGUUGAUUUCUGGCAGCGCUACUAUUUCCUUCGUCACGGUAUUGAGACAGCUGAGGCCAGGCGAAGGGAUCUCCUUAAGGCUGCCUCCGCCGAGGACGAUGUUGCCUGGAGUGAUGAUGAAUCUGACGAGGAUUCUGACGACUCUGAUGACACUAGCACGCCCGCAGCUAAAGGCAAGAACGUACUCAAGACUGAACCUCAAGCUGAAUCUAAGGCUGAGCCCACGACCGAGCCCACGACCGAGCCCAAGGUGGUCGCAUCUGCUACCCCCUCCUCCACUGCCCAAUCUCCUGCAAAGAACCUCCUGAAGCCAACCGAGCCCCGCAAGUCCAACGACGAGAAGUCGCAGGCGGACAGCGAGGCCAGCUACGACGUUGUUGGAGCAACAUCUGGCAAGACGACCCAGACUCCUAACAGUCCCAAGGAAUCCAAGGAUCCUAAGGACUUGAAUGAUCCCAAAAUUACAAAGGACGUCAAGGAUUCGAAGGACGUCAAGAACCCCAAGAAGGAAGAGAGCAGCGACGAGGAGGAGGACAGCGAUGAUGAUUCAGAUAGCGAUGAGGACUGGGAAUAG